Molecule: messenger RNA, 1053 nt
Organism: Prorocentrum cordatum
Lineage: Eukaryota; Dinophyceae; Prorocentrales; Prorocentraceae
Source: the annotation of a GenBank genome assembly
GUGCCCUCUGCGGGGAGCAGCGGCUCCACGGUGCCCCCGACGCCGUCCACGCAUGCGGCCUUGCAGACGGCGCUGCCCGCCAGCACCGCGGCGAUCUUGCAGGCGCACGUGUCCUCCAUGAACGGCUGGAGUUCCGCGGCGCCUCCGACUCGGCCGCGGUCUCCGCAUGCCGUGGUGGCAGGAGCGCCUUUGGCGCUGCCCUCCACCUCUAUUCUGGCCGCGCAGGUGUCGCAGGCGCAGGCUGCGCAGGUAUCGCAGGCGCAGGCGGCCUUCCUUGGCAGCCAUGAUCCCGCGGCGCCUCCGACGCUGACCGCAGCGGUGGUUGCGGCUGCGCAGUCGACGGCGCCUGGCAGUGCCGUGGACGCGCAUGCCCUGGGCAGUCGUGAUUCCGCAGCACCGCUGGCGCCGCCUACUGAUACGAUGCCGGAGUUCAUCGGCGGCAGCUCGGCUCUGUCAGUGCAGGUGCCCGCGCACUCCGACGGGGGCUUGCCGCCCCACCUGACAGCCCAGCCGGUGCUAUCGAAGACCGGGGUGGACAGCGCUCCCACAGUAGCAGCUGGCCUUGCCCCGCAGCAGCCACCGCCGGCGGCUCUCGCGCCGCCGCUUGACAGCUCCUCCUUCGACAGCAGCGCGCCCAGCGGAGCAGGACUGCCGCUGGGCGCGGGGCAGCUCGAGCAGUCGCUGGCGGGCGCGCCGCCGCCUGGGACACCCAAGUCCGCCAGCGCCAGGUCCGCUGGCGCCAAGACCCCCAAUGCCAGCUCCACCGCUGGAUCGGCCGACGCCGAAUCCGCCGUCGCGGAGUCGGCCAGCGCCAAGUCCCCCAGCGCCCGCUUCGGUGGCGGCGGCUCUCGCGGCAAAGGCGGCCCGCCGAACGAAGCGGCGCGGCCCGGGGGCUCGUUGACGGCCCCGCUGCUGCCGAAGCAGGGCAGCACAGUGCUCCCUGGACCACCGACGGAGUCGUGGUGGACGGCGGCCUCGCAGCGUUCCGGAGGGUCGGCACCGCUUCGCUCACCGGUGAUCAGCACGAGGGGGAGGAAGCCCUGGCCGAAAUGA